Eimeria mitis is the source of this 300-nucleotide messenger RNA. RefSeq lists its product as uncharacterized. NCBI's taxonomy places the organism in Eukaryota, Apicomplexa, Conoidasida, Eucoccidiorida, Eimeriidae. Bases 1 to 300 code for a protein of 99 amino acids. The record is from RefSeq and is a predicted model, not a curated record. The transcript has 2 exons.
AUGGAGGCGGACGUUGAGAGCGGCGCGGGAGAGAGGAAGCAUGCGCGGCGGCAGCAGCAGCAGCAGCAGCAGCAGAAGCAGCAGCAGAAGCAGCAGCAGAGGCUAUCUCACGUGCAGCAGCAGCAGCAGCAGCAGCGCCACAGAGAUGUUUUGUGUGCGCUGCUGUACACCGCAGGUGUAUUGACAGCCCCCACCAUAGACAGCUGCUUCUUUAUGCCUUGCAGCAGCAGAGCGGGAGCUGCUGAAGCUGCUCACCAACAGCUGCAAGAACAGCAACGCAUGGAGCUGUCGCUGCAGUGA